CUCUCUGCUCCAAACCCAGCCCCCAGAAGUCAUUCCACGCUUGAGGACGUGAAGCUUCCGAAGUCCCAACCGGAUGUCUGUGGAGAAGUUAUGGUCCAGCGGGGCCCCAGCCUCCUUGGUGCCCGUAGAGGAACUGAAGAACCCACAGUUCAUUGGCAAAGGUGGAUUCGGUGCAGUAUUCCGGGCCCAGCACAGGUCUUGGGGUCACGAUGUGGCUGUCAAGAUCGUGAACUCGGAGAAGAUCUCUAGGGAGGUGAAGGCCAUGGUAAAUCUGCGCAGCGAGUUUGUGCUGCUUCUGCUGGGGGUCACAGAGAAGCUGCAGUGGGAAUACCUGUCAGGGCCGGCUCUGGUGACUCAGUUCAUGGAAAACGGUUCCCUGGCAGGGCUCUUGGAUCCCCUCUGCCCUCGGCCCUGGCCCCUCCUUUGUCGACUGCUUAGGGAACUGGUUCUAGGAAUGUGUUACCUGCACAGCCAGAACCCGGUGCUUCUACACAAGGACCUCAAACCCUCCAACGUCCUGAUGGACUCAGAGCUGCAUGCCAAGGUGGCAGAUUUUGGCCUCUCCACAUUUAUGGGAGGCUCGCAGUCUGAGGCAGGAUCAGGAGAGGCGGGGGGCACACCAGCCUACUUGGCCCCAGAGCUUUUGGCUGACAUAAACCAGCGGGCCACCCAGGCCAGUGAUGUCUACAGCUUUGGGAUCCUAAUGUGGGCAGUGCUGGCCGGAAGAGAAGCUGACAUAGUGUCCCAAACAUCAGCGGUGCGGGAAUCCGUGUGUAAGAGGCAGAUGACCCCCCCCUUGACUGAGCUGCCACGGCCCAGCCCUGAGCGGCCUGGCUUGGAAGGACUGACAGAGUUAAUGCAGCGCUGCUGGAAACAUGAGCCCAGAGACCGGCCCACCUUCCAAGAUUGUCGACCAGAAACCAAAAAAGCCCUCAGUCUAGUAGGAGAGGCACAAGUCGAUGCCGCAGUCUCCACAGUGAAAAAGUAUCUGUCUGAGCACAGGGGCAGCAACAUGAGUUUGUUUGUCCCCAUGCCUGACACAGAAAGGCCAGCCAUGGGUGACUCUAGGGGAGCCACAGACAGCAAUAACGCCAUGAUCACUGAGAGGCUGAGCAACCUGACUCUGAAGGAGGCCGCGAACUCUGACCCUGACGGAUGUACAGGCUUGCCUGAGCAGAUGAGGGCACAGGAAGAGAUGAGCCAGUAUGUCCAGAUGGCAGGGGUACAUUCUCCUUCAACAGCCUACCCUCCCCCAAGUCCAGAGACCCCUCCUGUCAGAAACUGGAUGCCCGGCUUCACCUCAUCUUGGUGCCAAGAAGCUGGACCUACAGGGAAUCAGAGAGAUGGAAGACAAGGCACCAACUGGCCUCCCAGGGCCCCGAGACCAAAUCCAGAACCAGGGACACAAUCUGUUUUCACACUGAACUGCCAGGGGGUGCAGUUUGGAAACAACAACUACUUGGUUAUUCAACAAGGAACUGCCCCGUUGCAUGGCCCGACGCCUUGGGUACCUAGGCACGGGCAGGGUGCCCCUCACCAUUAGGUUCAAAGAAGGCCUGCAAGAGCCUGCAGUCUGGAGUGACCAGCAGUGCCCAUACAAGAACAGGAGAAAUGGAGGCCGCUAACCAAGACUUUGAGAGCCCAGAAAUGAUUUUGUACCUCCAAGAGUCAAUA
Molecule: messenger RNA, 1674 nt
Organism: Condylura cristata (star-nosed mole)
Lineage: Eukaryota; Metazoa; Chordata; Mammalia; Eulipotyphla; Talpidae
Gene: RIPK3
Product: receptor-interacting serine-threonine kinase 3
Exons: 10
Coding region: 74-1543 (489 amino acids)
Biological process (GO): protein phosphorylation
Molecular function (GO): JUN kinase kinase kinase activity; ATP binding
Source: RefSeq, a predicted model, not a curated record